CCCGCGAGUUCCACAUUACCGGCGUAAGUGGACAUCGGGUUCUUUUCCGAUAUUUAUUACGCUACUCGUAGUUUUUUUUUUUACACAUAUAUAAUAACUUAUAAUACACUAACAAAAAUUUAAUAGAUAGUUUUAGUUACUAUAUUAACUGUAUAAUUUUUUAUUUUUUUUCCCCUUCCAAACUAAUUGUGCAGUUUAUCGAAUAAGUGUGAUACAUAAGCUAGUUUUUUAUUUUUUAUAUUUGAGUUCGCGCGUUGAGUGAUAUAUAAAAAUAUAAUGUUCAUCGAACACACGUGACAGAAAUGCCAAAUUACGUGAAAAUGAAAUCCAUCCUGCCUGCAGUGCUUUGGCUGUGGCAACUGAUCAGUUUGGUAAAUGCUCAAGGCGGAAUUGGAUUUGGAAUAAAAAGAGAAUUGUUCUUUUUGAACUUGGAAGACGGAUACUUUGGUUGCCAAGUGAACGAAUCAACUACGGUUUUACAACUGUACGAGCUUUCACGACUAUGUGAUGGCAAACAAGACUGUUACAAAGGCUCUGAUGAACUGAGACGAGAGCUCAAGUGCACGAAUGACUGCGAGGCUAAAGAAGGAACGCCCUGUCAGAACGGUGCAUGUCUCGAUUCCCUUUGCCAUUGUAACGACGGAUACGGUGGAUGUUCAUGUCAAGUGCCAGACGAGAACGAAUGCAAGUACCGCCCGUGCGAUGUAUUCGCUCACUGCACCAACACAUUGGGCAGCUUCACGUGUUCGUGUUUUCCUGGAUACGUCGGAGACGGAUUUCACUGCCAAGAUAUUAACGAGUGCGAGGAUCCAGCCAUUGCGUCCAGAUGCGUACAGAACGCCGAAUGCUGCAACUUACCAUCGCAUUUUUUGUGCAAAUGUAAACCCGGAUACGUCGGCGACGGCGAAGUCGAGUGUAGAGACAUUGAUGAGUGUUUGAGACCGGACGCCUGUGGUAACAACGCGAUAUGCCGAAACACACCGGGUAACCAUACGUGCGAGUGUCAGUCAGGAUUUGUCGGCAAUCCGUACGACGGGUGCGUGGACGUAAACGAAUGCAGCCUGCCGAAUGCCUGUGGCCCAGGGUCCCUGUGCACGAAUUUUCCGGGCGGACACCAUUGCGAGUGUCCCGAAGGGUACACAGGUGAUGCGUAUGGGGCUGGAUGUCAUGAUGUUGACGAAUGUUCUCGGGGACCUUGCGGCCGAGACGCGUUAUGCCACAACAAUGAAGGCAGUUUUCGAUGUUCCUGUCCGCCAGGAUUCGUCGGCGAUCCGUUCCACUCUUGCAAAGACGUAGACGAAUGCGAAUCAUCUCCGUGCGGCCCGAACUCCGAGUGCGUGAAUGCGAUGGGAAACUACACGUGCGUGUGCACCACCGGCUACGCCGGGUCGGCCGAGGGCGGAGGAUGCACGGACAUUAACGAGUGCGCACUGUCGUCCAGCUCGUGCGGCAUCAACGCCAAGUGCAUAAACACCCCCGGGUCGUACACUUGUCUGUGCCCGCAGGGGUUCACUGGUUCAGCAAUAGAUUAUUGCCAAAACAUAAACGAAUGCGAUCAUGCACCUUGUGGAAAUAAUAGUAUUUGCACGGAUACAAUUGGAAGUUUUGUUUGUUCGUGCAAAGAAGAUUACACCGGUGACCCGAUUAAAGGAUGCCAUGAUAUCAACGAAUGUGAAAUUUUAAGUAAACCGUGUGGUCCUAAUGCAUUUUGCGAAAAUACUAGCCCAGGAUUUAAUUGUCUUUGCCCACAAGGAUUUUCUGGUAAACCAGAUCCAAAAGUUGCCUGUGAACAAGUCGAUGUAACGGUGUUAUGCAAAUCAAACUUUGACUGCACUACUAAUGCUGAAUGUACUGAAGGUCAAUGUUUUUGUAAAAACGGAUUUGAAGCUAAGGGAUCAGUGUGUGUAGAUAUAGACGAGUGUUUGGCUCAGCCAUGUGGUCCAUAUUCCAUGUGUUCAAAUACUUUGGGUGGAUUCCAUUGUCAAUGUCAAACUGGAUACGUAGGUGCUCCGCCGAGAAUACAGUGCAAAGCUCCAUGUGAAGAUGUUAAAUGUGGAGUUAACGCUUAUUGUAAACCCAAUGGCCAAGAAGCAUAUUGUAUUUGUGAAGAGGGAUGGACGUAUAAUCCAAAUGAUUUAUCUUUAGGAUGUGUUGAUAUUGACGAAUGUGAUCAAGUAAAUGGACCGUUCGGUCGGUGCGGAGCAAACACAUUAUGUACAAACACUCCAGGAAGUUUUGGAUGUCAAUGUAAACCAGGAUUCACGGGAAACGCAUUUAAACAGUGCACUGAUAUUAAUGAAUGCUCUGACAUUAAUAGUUGUGGAAAAGAUGCUUUAUGUAUUAAUUUACCAGGAACGUUUAAUUGUAUUUGUCCUGGAAAUUCUAUACCUGAUCCGGAUCCAUUUAUUAAGUGCACCAAAGUCAUAAACUGUACGGCUGAUAUCGAAUGUCCAGGAAAUUCUGUUUGCAACAAUCAAAAGCGUUGUUUUUGUCCGGAGCCGAAUGUUGGUGAUGAUUGUAGACAUCCGUGUGAAGAUGUAAAAUGUGGUCCCAAUUCUGAAUGCAUGCUACUCAAUCAAAACGCUCAAUGUAUGUGUUCAGCCGGGUAUACGGGAAAUACGAACACUGGGUGUUUAGAUAUAGAUGAAUGCAAGGGUAAUCCUUGUGGACCAGGAGCAGUAUGUAAUAACGAACCUGGAUCGUUUUCGUGUCAAUGCCCCGGUGGAACAAAUGGUGGUGACCCAUUUAGAGAAGGAUGUUCUCAAGCCAAAAGCCCUGCACAUUGUAGUACAAAAUCUCCUUGUCCCGGAUCAGAGAUUUGUGUACGAGAUGAAUUUGUGGGUGAAAGCGUCUGUAUUUGCCAAAGAGGCUAUUUGAGAGAUCCGAAAACUGGUAAAUGUAGGGAUGCCAAUGAAUGCACCGAACUUAGAGACAAACCAGCAUGUGGAGUGAACGCAGUUUGCAAGAAUCUUCCCGGUAGUUACGAGUGCCAAUGUCCUCCGGGCUUCAAUGGAAACCCUUUUACUAGCUGCGAAGAAUGUCAUUCGUUAGAAUGUCAGUGUAGACCACCAUAUCAAAUUGUUAAUGGGGAGUGCACAUUAGCUGGUUGUAAUGAAGGAAAAUGCCCAGUUGGUGCAGAGUGUGUGUCUAUUUCAGGUGGAGUUAGCUAUUGUGCUUGUCCAAAAGGAUAUCGACCUAAAGAAGAUGGAUCUUGCUAUGAUGUCGACGAAUGUGAAGAAAAAAUUAAUUCAUGUGGUUACGGUGCCGAAUGUAUCAAUAAACCAGGCACAUAUGAGUGUUCGUGUCCAGAGGGUUAUAGUGGAGAUCCAUACCGUGGAUGCUCACGCAGUCAAAAAAAAUGUAUUAAAGAUUCGGAUUGCUUAAUGAAUGAAAAUUGUAUUCAACCAGGAGUUUGCGUUUGCCCCGUGCCAUAUUACACCGAUGUUCUUGACAAUAACGUCUGCAAAAGUCCUUGUGAACGGUUUCCGUGUGGUAUCAAUGCACAAUGUACACCAAGCGAUCCUCCGAAAUGUUUAUGUUUACCUGGAUACAAAGGAGAUCCUUUACAUGGCUGUGAAGAUAUCGACGAGUGUAAAAACAAUCCUUGUUCGUUAGGAUCACAGUGUAUAAACGAAAAAGGACACUAUAAAUGCAUUUGCCCUCCCGGAACAAAUGGCGAUCCAUAUUCUGUCGGGUGCUUAGGGAAAGAAGCACCAGAAAUUGAAUGUUCCACGGAUGACGAAUGUGUUGCACAAUUGGCAUGCGUUAAAGGAACUUGCACGAACCCUUGUAGCAUUUUACCCUGUGGUCAAAAUGCAUAUUGCGAAUCUGAAAAACAUGCUGCAUGGUGCAGAUGUAAUGCUGGUUAUGUUGAGUCUAUAUUUGGUGAAUGUGUGUCGCCAUGUGAAGGGUAUAUUUGUGGUUCUGAUGCACAAUGUAUAGUAACACCACAAGGACCAACUUGCAAAUGUUCGGAAGGUUAUAUAGGAAAUCCAUUUGCCGGUGGAUUUUGUAAGCCUGAUGCUUGCUCGAGCACGAGUCCUUGUGCUGCGCCUAACAUUUGUGUUGCCGGACGAUGCAAAGAAAAAUGUGAAGAUCAUUUCUGUGGUAUAGGAGCCAGUUGUAAUCACGAAACAAAUGAAUGUGUUUGUAAUCCAUUAUUCAUUGGUGAUCCCAAUUACAUUUGUAUGCCUCCAAUUUCAAUGCCUUCGUGCUUCCCUGGAUGUGGAAUUAAUGCCCAUUGCGAAUAUGAUAUAUUCAAUGAAAACAAAUGUGUUUGUAAUUCUGGGUUCAUAGGAAAUCCGUAUGAUGAAUGUGAUUCUCAAUUUAAAAAGUCAUGUUCUAAUACGACUUGUGGAACUGGAGCAUUGUGUAAAGAAAAAUUGAAUUCUAUUGAAUGUUAUUGCCCAUCUGGAUUUAAAGGAAAUGCUUAUGUGCAAUGUGUCGAUAUUGACGAAUGCCUAAUUUCUGCUUGCGGUAACAAUGCGGUUUGUAUCAACACAAUUGGAAGUUAUGAUUGCAGAUGCAUUGAAGGUUACGUUGGAAAUCCAUUUUUAGAAUGUUCGGCUAAAACGCCACAAAUCUGUCACGAUCCAACAACUUGUCAAUGCUCAAAAAAUGUGCCGUGUCCUUUAGGAUUUACUUGUAAACGUGGAAAAUGUGAAAAUCAAUGUAAUAACAUCAAAUGUGGUGUUAGAGCCGGUUGUGUAUUUGGAAAAUGUGUAUGCCCACCAGGAUUAAUCGGUGACCCUUACAAUUUUAUAACUGGAUGUAAACCUCAAGGUCAAUGUACUAAUGAUGCUGAAUGCAAAGAUACAGAAAUAUGUUUUCAAAUAAACAAAGAAGCAAGAACAUGUGUAGAUGGUUGUAGUAAAUUACAAUGUGGACCCAAUGCAGUUUGUGUAACGGAAAGUCAUCGUUCUUCGUGCAUUUGCACUGAAGGAUAUUUCGGAAAUCCCGGAGAUUUAUAUACUGGUUGUAAGCUCGAAAAACUUGCACCUAAAGGAGAAUGCCGAACUGACAAAGAUUGUAAAUUACCUAGUCAAAUAUGUUCUAUAGUACCCGAUGGAGUGUCAUCAUGCGUUAGUGCAUGCACACGAGUAGCAUGUGGGCCGGAUGAAAUUUGUUUGUUAGAACAAAAUGGCACACCCGUUUGUUCAUGUCGUCAAGAAUUUGUUUGGAAUCCAAUUAUAUCAAAGUGCGAAAAACCUUCAUUGCCUGACUGUUCAGUUGAUGCUGAUUGCAAAGAUAAUGAAUCAUGUAAACCAGAUGCAUUGGGAGUGUUAAAAUGUUUAUCAGUUUGUAUCGAACUAACAUGUCCAUUUAAUUCUAUAUGUGUUGCUAGUAGUCAUGAAGGUAGUUGCCAAUGUCUGCCCGGGUAUGUAGGAAACACUAACGAUAGAAAUGGUUGUCACCCAAUUAAGAAGAGUAGUUGUCAACAAGACGUUGAAUGUUUGCCUACUGAAGCUUGUCUAGAAGACCCGACAAAUAGAUUAAAAUCAUGUAAGCCAAUUUGCGAUCAUACGGUCUGUGGCUUAAAUUCAAUUUGUGUAGCAAAUAAUCACGUUGCUCAAUGUCAGUGUCCUCCUGGAACAUUUACUGGCGAUCCAUACGACUCGAACGGUUGUCAGGAAGUUUCCUGUGUAUACAAUGAUGAUUGUCCACAAACUCAAGUUUGUGACAGACAGUCCCAUUCGUGUAUGGAUUUAUGUGACAAAUAUACAUGUGGAACGAAUUCUGUUUGUCUUGCCGAUGGACAUAAGUCAAUAUGCCAAUGUCCUCCUGGUUUUAAACCUGACCCAAUUCCAGAAAUAUCGUGUAAAGCCACCGAAGUGUGUAAUGAAUUUUCAUGUCAUUCUACCGCCAUAUGUGAAUCGAACCCCACAUCAGGGUAUAUCUGUAGAUGUCCACCUGGCCAUAUAGGUGAUGCAUAUAUAGAAGGAUGUAGAAAAGAAGGUCUAUGUCCUAAUGGAAAUAUCGAUUGUCCAUUAUUGAGUGUAUGUCAAUCGGGUAGGUGCGUAAACCCAUGCGAGAAAUCAUGUGGAAUAAACACAAUCUGCAAUAUUAUUGAAAGAAAACCAGUAUGCUCAUGUCCUGAUAACUUUGAACCAAUUCAUGGUGAACCAAAUAUUGGAUGCAUCAGAUCGGUAACUACAUGUUUCAAUGAUUUGGAAUGCAAAGGUGGUAUUUGUUCCAAUGGAGAGUGUAAAGUGGUCUGUCGAAACAUUGACGAUUGUUCUACUGGUGAAAGAUGUGUACAAAAUAAAUGCGAAAUUCCAUGCGCUGGACAUUCUCAAUGUAUGUCAUCACAGGCGUGUAUAAAUGGAAUAUGUACAUUGGGAUGUCGGAGUAAUAAGGAUUGUUUAAGUAAUGAAUCGUGCAUCAACGCUAAAUGUCAAAAUCCAUGUAAACGUGAUGGUGUUUGUGGAAUAAAUUCAAAAUGCACCGCUGUUGAUCAUAAUGUUGUUUGUAGUUGUAACAAAGGUUUUCAACCAAAUCCUGUCCCUGAAGAAUCUUGUGUUCGAUCAAAUAGUAUAUGCCAUAAUAAUGCUGAAUGUGGAUUGGGACAUGAAUGUAAUGGAAACAUAUGCAAAGUUGUAUGUAUGAGUGGAAUGGAUUGUGCUGAAGGAGAAAGGUGCACGAGCAAUAAAUGUGAAAAAGUUUGCUUUACAGCAAGUAAUUGCUUAACCGGAGAAGUUUGUGUAGAAGGUAUUUGUAGACCAGGUUGUUCUUCAGAUUCUGAUUGCGAUUUUAGUCAAAUUUGCAUUGGAAACAAGUGCAGAUGUGGUAUUGGCUUUGCAAGUUCACCCUCUGGCUGUAAUGAUAUUGAUGAAUGUUUGCAAAACCCAUGUCAUAUAAGUGCCAAAUGUUUAAAUACUCCCGGCUCUUUUCAAUGUUUAUGUUCUGAUGGAAAAGUAGGGGAUCCUUACACUGAACCUGGAUGCAACAAGCCUAAUGAAUGUAAAAACCAUGAGGAUUGUGCCUCAAAUUUGGCAUGUGUAAAAGGAAAAUGUACAGAAAUAUGUAACGAUGCAUGUGGAAAUAAUGCAUUGUGUCAAAUGGUUGAUCAUGUUACAGCUUGUACAUGUCCUCCAGGAUAUUUAGGAGAUGCUUUUGAUAAAAACGUAGGCUGUUUUAAAGUUCAAUGUCUUACUAACGAAGAUUGUCCAAACGAAAAAAUGUGCCAAACAAGCAGUAAUAAAUGCACCAGCCCUUGUGAUUUAAUAAAUUGUGGACAUGGAAAUUGUAAGGCAUACAAGCAUAAAGGAAUAUGUACUUGCUAUAAUGGUUAUGAACUAAAAAAUGGAAAGUGUCAAGAUGUUGAUGAAUGUAAACAAAGCCCAUGUCAUAAGACCGCAAUAUGUGAAAAUACUCCAGGAUCAUUUACCUGUGUUUGUCCUGAUGGAUUAUUGGGUAAUCCACAUGCAGAAGGAUGUCACUAUCCAAACAGUUGUACCACUAACGAUGAAUGUCCAGAAAGUGCUAUUUGUCAUCAAAAUCAUUGCAAAAACCCAUGCGAAGAUAAUAAAGUAUGCGGUCGUAAUGCAACUUGCUCAGUCCAACAUCAUGAAAUUCAAUGUCAAUGCCCUUUAAAAACUCAAGGAGAUCCUAAGGUGGAAUGUUUAAAUGUUGAAUGUACAAACAAUAAUGACUGUAUUUUGGGAAAAGCUUGUGUUAACUCAAAAUGCGUUAAUCCGUGUUCUGUACCAAAAGUUUGUGGAGACAAUACAGACUGUAGUAUACAAAAUGACGCUGCUACGUGUACCUGUAAAGCAGGGUAUACAGGUGAUCCUCAUUUAGGCUGCACUUCUAUAUUAUAUUGUGCUUCUAAUAGUCAAUGUCCUACUGCAACUAAAUGUAACAAUGGAAUAUGUACAGUGGAGUGCAACUUAGCCAGGGAUUGCGUUGGUAAUGAGCUCUGCAUUGGAGGUAUAUGCCAACCUACUUGUCACGGAAACAUGACUUGUCCUGAAUAUCAAUACUGUUUGAAUAAUAUUUGCGUUCAAGAACUCCGAUGUUUUACAAACAAUGACUGUGAAGAUACGCAUGUUUGUAAGACAAAUACAAUUGGACAGACUCAGUGCAUUGACAUUUGCGAAGAAGUUAUUUGUGGAAGACAUGCUGAGUGUUCAGCAGUUGAUCACCAACCAAUAUGCAAUUGUCAACCUGGUUACCACGGAAAUCCACAUAUAGGAUGUCAUAAGAUAGAAUGCUAUGAAAACGAAAAUUGUACAAAUGAUAAAAUAUGUGAGGAUCACAUGUGUAAAAUAUCAUGUCUCGCAAACAACCCCUGUGGUCCAAAUGCUUUGUGCUCUGCAGAAAAUCACCAACAAGUUUGUUAUUGUCAACCAGGAUAUACCGGAGAUCCAUACUUUGGUUGUGAUGUAUUAGAUUUUUGUGAAGCAUCACCUUGUGGGCCAGGAGCUAGGUGUGAUAACUCUAGAGGUUCUUUUAAAUGUCUCUGUCCGCUUGGAACAGUAGGAGAUCCGUAUAAAGAUGGUUGCUAUUCACCGGUUGAAUGUCAAAUCGAUGAAGACUGUCCACCAGCAGCACAUUGUGUUCAAACCAAUGGUAUUCCUAAAUGUCAAGACAAUUGUGAAAAAGUGAAAUGUGGUCCGAAUGCUGAAUGUGGAACGUCAACGCAUUACGGAUCUUGUGUUUGUCACUCGGGAUAUCAAGGAGAUCCAAAUGAUUUAAAUGUUGGAUGUAGACCUAGAGCUGUGGCAUGUACUUCUAAUCAACAAUGUCCAAGUAAUACGUAUUGCUAUAAUGGAGCUUGUAAAUCAUCUUGUCAAUCAGAUGCAGAAUGUGGUUUAUCUGAACAGUGCUUACAAGGACAAUGUAAUAAUCCAUGUGAGAGACAAGGAGCCUGUGGAUUAAAUGCUAACUGCAAAGUGUUUAAUCACGUUAAACACUGUUCAUGUCCCGCUGGAUUUACGGGUGGCAGUGAAAUCGAAUGUGUCAGAAUUCCUGUUGCUUGUGAAACAAAUGAAAAUUGCUAUCCUAAUAGCACAUGUCAUCAAUCGGUAUGUCAACCUGAUUGUCAAGCUGACAAUCAUUGUGCAUUGAAUGAAAAAUGUUUUAAAAACCAUUGUGCUUUAACAUGCAGAGUUGAUAACGACUGCUUCUUGGGACAUAUAUGUCUGAAUAAUAUGUGUUUAUUUGGUUGUAAAUCAAACGAUGAUUGUGCUUCCGUCGAGUCUUGUAGAGAUAACGUAUGCACAAAUCCUUGCUUGGCAAUGCCCUGUGGGCCUAAUGCCGUUUGUACAGUGGCAAAUCAAAGAGCCAUGUGUUCUUGUCGAGUAGGAUUCGUUCCUAAUCCCACAGCUAAAGUAGCAUGUGUUAGAACACCGGCCGAACCAUGUAACAAGAAUCAAGAAUGUCCAGCAGGAUACUCGUGUAAAGACGAUUCUUGUCAACCUGUGUGCUCUUCGGAUGCCAGUUGUCAUGGAAACGAAAAAUGCGAUAUGUCAGUUUCCAUAUGUAAACCAUUAUGUCGUAAAGAUGAUGACUGUCGAAGCGGAGAAAUUUGCAGUGGAUUAGUAUGUAAUGUUGGCUGUAGAAGUGACACCGACUGUCCAUUUGAUCGAUCGUGCAUUAACAACAAGUGCAGAGACUUAUGUGAAUCUCCGACUGCGUGUGGUGUAAAUGCAUUAUGCUCUAUUUCAAACCAUCAAAAACAAUGUAGCUGUCCUUUACUACUGGAAGGUGAUCCAUUACUUGCUUGUAGAUAUCCAUUGAUUAGCUGUAAAGGAAACAGUGACUGUAAUUCAGGUCAAACAUGCUAUUCGUCUACAUGUCAAGCAGUAUGCCGAACGGACUUGGAGUGCUUAUCUGAUGAACGAUGUCAUAACGGAAUUUGUAAAGCAGUAUGUAACUCAGACUCAAAAUGUAGUCCAAAUCAGAUAUGCGAAAAUCGUUUAUGUAUUGAAGGUUGUCAUAGUGAUACAUCAUGUCACGAUAAUGAAGCAUGCAUCGACAAACAAUGCAGAGCUCCCUGUGACAGUCCUACUACAUGUGGACCAUGUGCUCAGUGUAAAGUUAUCAACCAUGGAGUUCAAUGCAGUUGUAUGACCGGAUACAAUGGAAAUCCAUUAAUUGGAUGUACUAAGUCAAUUUUAAAAUGUGACGGAACGUGUCCGUGUGAUGUAGAAACCGGAUACUGUAUAAAACGUUGCACGUUCAAUAAAGAUUGUUCAUGUGGAGAAAUAUGUCACAAAGAUAUAUGUACAACGAAGUGCAGUUCCAGCACGGAUUGUCCAACAGGCCAUAUAUGUACGAAUGGAGUAUGCACAGUUGGAUGUCGUUCUAAUGUAGAUUGUGCUGUUGACCAUUCAUGUCAAAAUGGAAAAUGCAAAAAUCCUUGCGAUGCGCCAAGUAUACCUUGCGGAAAUAAUUCUGAAUGUCGUGUUAACGAUCAUAGAGCUGUAUGCACGUGUCCCGAUGGAUUCCAAGGAGAACCUAAUGUUGAGUGCAUCAGAUACUCUUGUGAUAAAGAUGAUGACUGUGAAACGAACAAAAAAUGUGGUUCUGAUAAAGUGUGUAGAAAUCCAUGUUUGGAGCAAGGAGCUUGUGGGUCGAAUGCACAAUGUAGAGUCACAAAUAAAAUGGCUCAUUGUACUUGUCCGCCUGGAUAUUAUGGAAAUCCACAACUCGAAUGUAAACCCGGUACAGCAGAUAAAUGUGCAUCGAAUCCAUGUGGACAAAAUAGUCGAUGCAAAGAUAUACCUGGAGGUUUCGAAUGUUUAUGUCCUCCAGGAUGCACGGGUGACCCUAGUAAACGAUGCGUAUGUGACCAAGCUCAACAGCGAUCUGAUCCCUGCAAAACUGUUGUAUGUGGAAAACACGCACUUUGUCAACCGGUCAACGAUCAAGAAGCUAAAUGCUACUGCCCAAUUGAAUAUCCCGCAGGAAAUCCGUAUGUGAAAUGUGAAAUGAAAAAUUUACCGGCUGAUUGUCGAACAAAUGGUUGCGGUAAGGGUGCCAGUUGUCUACUCCAGGACGGAGGAUACAUUUGCCAAUGUCCAGUAGGCAUGACCGGUUCUCCCCAAAAAGAGUGCACACAAGCGGUCGAAUGCGUCGACGACGGUCAGUGUGCAAACGAAAAGACGUGCAUCGACGGACGUUGCGUCGACGUGUGUAGCGUGAGAGAUACUUGCGGCUUGAACGCGCUUUGCCGGCCGGUGUUGCACAGGGCGCAGUGCGCGUGCCCGGAUUGUUACGCGGGCGACCCGGCAAUAGGGUGCGCGCCGAAUCCGAAGAGUUGCGUGCGGGCCGGCGACGACGUGACCGCGUCCCGAUGUACCGGCGACGCGGAUUGUCCGGCGUCGCGGGCGUGCGCGGCGGACGGCGCGUGCCGGGACCCGUGCGACGGGCUGUCAUGCGACGCGCCCAAAGCGUGCGUGGUGCGCAACCACCGGGCCCGGUGCGUGUGCAAGUACGGGUUCGCCGUGACCGAGCUGGGCGAGCUGUCUUGCGCGCCCGCGGAACGCGAGUGCAGGGUCGACGGCGAUUGCGCGCCGCACUUGCGGUGUACGGGCCACGGUCAGUGCCGGAGCCCGUGUGAGGCCGCUGGUGGCGGGGGUGACGGACCGUGCGCGGCCGACAAAAAGUGCCUGGUGCUCGACCACCGGGCCGUGUGUGUGUGCGCGGACAACUGUGCGCCCACCGCAUCGAUGUGCCUCCGGGACGCCGGGUGCCCGGAGGACGAGGCGUGCGUGAACUUUGCUUGCGUCGACCCUUGCGCGAACGUUACGUGUCCGGCAAAUGCCCCGUGCGGGGUAGAAGGCCAUAAGGCCGUGUGCAAAUUCUGUCCGGCCGGUUACAGCGCCGAUUCAAAGUCGGGAUGCCUGAAAGUGGCCGGAUGCUCUGCGCACUAUGAAUGCCCACCAGAACAAGCGUGCAUAGCGAAUCAGUGCCAAAACCCCUGUCAACGUAAUAACCCGUGUAAUUCGCAACAAGACUGUCAAGUACAAGACCAUAAACCGGUUUGCCUGAAACUGUGCCAAUGCCAAAAAAAUUCACAUUGUCAGAACGGUUACGUAUGUGAUGGAUGCAACUGUAUAUUAGCGAACCAAGAUCCUGUUCAGAUUUCAGGAUGUGAACAUUGUCCAACAGGUGUACCUUGUGAUCCAGUAACUGGAGCUUGCGCUAAAGUAGACUCGUUACCGCAAUACACUGUUACGACCAUCACAACUAACGAUGUAUUAAUUUCUAGCUUAGAAACAGAACAUACUAAUAAAUUAACCGAAGUGACUACAGUUUCUGAAUUCGAUAUGACCGAUAAAGCUAAACCGUUUAUGCCAACUGAGAUUAAUAAAAUAAUUAUUAGCUCUUCGAUGCCAACAAAAAUGUUUAAAGGCAAUGACUACCAUUUCAAUAAAAACUUAACAUCUGAUAAAAAUGUGAUAACUACAACAGAACCAGUUCCAAUCGAUAGUGACACAACUACCGAACCUUUGAUAAAAGUAUUGGAUGAAUAUACUACUAAUAAUAUUUUUAUAUAUUCGGAUAGACACGUAAAUGAAAACGAAAUCGGUUCAACCCAUUCUGGAAUCGAUUCAGAUAAAAUGACAAAAUUUACAAGUUCAACGAGUUUCGGAACAAUAGAUAAUACAACUAGUUUAAACGAAUAUAAUGAAUUUAGUACAAACGUAAAUGAACUUGUAACGUCAAAAGACAAAUCACAAAGCACUUUUCCUAGUUUAAGAAACGAAAUUAAUAAUUUUGCUGAAAAUUCGACUCAAUAUUAUGAACCUAAAACAGUCGAAAUAACAACUUUAAACGAUAAAAAUUCAGAAACAGCUAUUUUUGAUAGUAAUACAGAAAAUACUUCAAUGACUAUUACAACAAAUUUUGAAAUUUUAAUGAAUGAAAUCACUAUAGAUAACAAAUAUUUACCCAUCGAAAAUUCAACACAGUCGGAAGAUUUGUUUACAUCUGCAUUUAAUCCUAUAGACAGUAAAACAACAUAUUCAAAUAAUUAUGUAUCAUCUACUACCAUUAAAACCUUUGAUGAUUCUGAACUAAAUACAAUUACAGAAAGUGUUCCUGAGUAUAAAAAAAAUAUAGAAACUACUGUGUUCUCGGAAGAUUUACCAAAAACAACUUCAAUGAGUACAAUCGAUAUGUUUUCUCCGCCUGAUGAUUUUCAAAUUAGUACUACCAAUAGUUUAACAAAUGGCCUCGAUGUAAAUACCCAAAACCCAAUUGAGAUAACCAAUUUAAAUUUUAUAGAAACAACGGAAUUGAACAUUUUGAAAAAUUCUAUUUCAUCCAAUAACAAUAUCGAAACGACAUCAACAGUAUAUGAUAGUGAUAACAUACAUACAAGUACUGACAAAAAUAUGUUAUUUAAUCAAGAUGGAACAACAGAAGCUAUAAACGCCAAAACAUUCGAAGAAUCUUUAAGUUUCGAGACUACAACUAUUAUUCUAGAGACAAAAUCCAGUAAUUUAAAAUCUAGUACUGAUCAAAGUAUGAACAGAAAUCCAGAAAUAACUACGGAAAGUUUAAAUGAAUCUAUUGACUCUAGAACAAUUUAUUUUGAUGAAGAAAUGUACAUAAACAAUAAUAUGCCUGUUACAACAAAUUCGUAUGUGGGAAUCAAUACCAAAUACAACCAUGAAAAUAUUGAAAAAAAUCUGACGAAAAAUUCGAGUUCUAAUGCAUUUGAAAAGACAACUGUUUCUUCUUUAUUAAAUAUUAAUACGGAAGAAAAUAAUACUUCAUUUGUAACAACUACUGCGUCCGAUGAGCUUACUACAAGUAUGAUAAAAAAUCCAGAAAAAACGACAUUAGUGAUUCCCAACAAUUAUGUAGACCCAACGAGAGACGUUGAUUUCAACGAAAAAAAGGAAAUUACGACAAAGUUUAACUUUAUAACAACUACUUAUAUUAAUUUAGCUGAGGUUUCUGACCGAAAAAGUGAAAAUGAUAAAACAUUCACAACGAAAACCUCAUUCAAUAACGAGGGCGUUUUUAUUGAAAGGACAACUGCAUUGUUUGACAACGAAAAUGAAGUUCACUAUUCAACUUCAAAUCCUGUAUUUUCAAAUACCCCAGUUGAUGAUAUACAAACUCAUGGAAUAUUCGAUGAUCGAACUUCAACAUUUAUUUCCAAAACAUUAAGUGACAUCGGCACGACAACUUAUAAUUAUGAAGAUACAAAACAAACAACAUUAGACACAUUUGUCUUCAAUGAAAAAACCGAAAGUGAUUUAAUAUUUCAUUCAAUCGAUACAACACUUCAACCAAUAACAAAUAAAGGUGUAGAAUUCACAACUUUAAACGAUAAAUUUGACGAAAAUGAAGCAACGAUUAGUGCAAUCUCUACUCAGCCAACUGAAGAAAACAUUGAACAAUAUUCUGUUAUUUCAACAGAUAAUAUAAAAGUUAUGACCGUGACGGCACACAAUCAAGUAUCAAAUGAUUUAAUUAACCGUCCGUUUAAUAAUUCAACUAAAACCGAUGAAAUGACAACAAUAGUGCCCGAAAUGAAUACACAAAGUAUUGAAUCGUCAAUAGUACCCGGAUCGGUCAGUAUAAAUGACAGUAACAUUUCUCAAGACGUUAAAAAAAAAUGGGAAGCAUUGUUCAAUACGACGGGUAGUGCAAAUAAUACAUCGUCAGUAAACAAACCGACAACAGUAGAGGGAAUACAUUUUACAGCAAUUAAUGGUACGGAAGAAACUGUUCCAAACACAGAACCAACCGAGGCAAUUAUUUUAAAAGAAAUUUUUACUGAAAACUACGAGGCAACGGACGGUUCUAUGAAUAACGCGGCUAAUGGCGUAGAAUAUGAUUUAACAACAACCAUUCGUACACGUGGGAAAAACGAAAGCGUUAUAACAUCGACUCGCGUUGCUGAUAGAGAUGAUACAAUCUCUGCGAGCGAAAUAAGUACAAUGGCUAAUGAGGUAACCACUGCAUUCGAUUUUGAAAAAAAAAAUGAAUCUAUUGUUUCAACACGAACCCAAGGAGACCGAACUGAUAAAACUGAAGCGAGUGACUAUGAUUCAACUACAGAACCAUUUACAGUGUUCAAUUCGGUCAAUUCUUUUGAAACAACUACGAAUAAUAUACCGACGAUUACGGACAGUAGUGCAACAUACGGAACAUUCACAACAAUGGAUACAGACGUUGAAUAUGUAAAUCGCGAUAAUCUAGAAACAACAACGGUUACAAUUAUCACCAUGGCCGAUUGGAUUAAAACGAAAAGUACCACUCUUAAAUCGUUUAAUGAAAUCGUUACACAUAAAAACGUAGAAAACCGUUUACACUCUCUGACAGACACAAACACACGUAAAAAUGUUAAUUCCGUUACAACGGAAAUUCCACUAGAGCCGAUAGCGAAAACCAACGAUUUGGAUCAAAUUGAAACUACUUCGAUGACAUCACUAAGUGAUGCUUCUACCAUGAUAAAUGUAAUUACAACUUCUAUAGAAGUACUUGUCUCAAAUUUGAAUAAGGAAAAUGAUCCGACAACUGCCGAGAACACAAUCAUUGCAAAUCCAGUAACUGCAGUGACUGAUAAUCCUACAACUAUUACGAGUUUAAACAAAAGUAACUCGAAUAUGACUUUGAAUCAGAAUGGAAUAUCUAAUGUUACUACAACUAAUAAGAAAAUUGAAUUUAUCACUUCUACUGAACCGUUUACUGUUACGCCAACCGAAGAGACUAAAUACGAUAUUCAAACAGAUUAUCACAGUACUGUCGAUUAUAAAAAUGAAUUAACACCCCGAGAUAAUGUGCAGGAUACUACUGACUUGAAUGAUAUUUUAACUACUACCGAAUAUACCAUAACUUCUAAGAGUAUUGAAAUUGAAGAUACCACUUUAAAAUACACAAACCAUAACCAAACAAAUAUAAACAACAGCUACUCUGUACAAAAAAUAACCACAGCAACCAGAAAAUGGUGUUGGAAUGAUAUCGACUGUGAUGCCGACCACAAGUGUUUGGCAGCCAAGUGUCUUCCAACAGGUGAAAGCCGCGUAAAUAACUGCCCGCCCGGAAUCAUCACAUUACAGUGUCUUAAAGCACCAGGUACUGCAAAAAAACCACAAGUAUGCGAAUCCGACACGGAAUGUCUAGACUCGGAGGCCUGUUACAUGGGCCAGUGUGAGAAUUUGUGUAGUUUUGCAACAGUAUGCGCACCAAAUGCCAUAUGCCAUGUAAUUAAACACAGGCCUGUUUGUUCGUGUCCACCGGGAUAUGAAGGAAACCCGGCAACAAAGUGUUAUCAACCAAAACUAUUAACCUGUACAGCAAAUAGCGAUUGUACGAAUGGUGAAGUUUGCAUUCAGCAAAUUUGUCAAAACCCAUGUAACAUUCAUAAUCCAUGUGCUCAAAACGCAGCUUGCAUAAAUACAGCUCACGGAGUUGACUGUAGCUGCAUAGAAGGAUUUCAAGGCAAUGGUUUUGUCGGAUGUUUACCAGUUCGUUCGUAUAAGCCUAUUUGUCAAUACAACGAAGAUUGUCCGCCGGAUAAAUUAUGUGAUCGAUUAAAUCGUGUGUGUAUAAACCCAUGCGCUGAAGACUCUUGUGGUGAAAAUGCGGAAUGUUAUCCUGUAAACCAUGGUACAGAGUGCAAAUGUUUACCAGGCCAUCAAGGAAAUCCAUACAUUACUUGUUCAUCAGUAACUGGAUGUCGAUUAAAUGAAGAAUGCUCAACUAAUGAAGCAUGUAUCAAUGGAAAAUGUUCCAACCCAUGCAGGUGCGGUCCUAAUGCUGUAUGUGAUGUUUCAAACCAUAAAGCGACAUGCAAGUGUCUUUCCGGUUACAGUGGAAGUCCAUUAUUGGGAUGUCAAGCUCCACAAGAUCCAUGUGAUCCAAAUCCUUGUGGAAUGCACGCCCAUUGUGAAAUCGACAAUGGAAAUCCAAUUUGUUAUUGUCCAAAAGGAAUGACUGGAAAUCCAUUUAAAAGUUGCAUUCCUGAAGGCGAUGAAUGUUCACCUAAUCCAUGUGGUCCGUACUCGGGCUGCCGAGUAGUCCAAGGCUCAGCAGUAUGUUUCUGCUUAUCUGAAUAUGAAGGAGAUCCUCCAAUUACACCUUGCCGUUUACCAACUAAUCCUUGUACACCAUCUCCCUGUGGACCUAACACUCAGUGCACAUUAUUAGAUAAUGGAUUUGCCAAGUGUACAUGUUUGCCUGGUUAUAUCGAGAGCCCGAAUACAAUACGGGGAUGUGUAGAGAAAAAAAAUCCGUGUGAACCCAACCCGUGUGGACAGAGUGCAGUUUGUGAUCCUAAUAGGCAACCUUCUUGUUUCUGUCCCGAACCGUUGAUUGGAAACCCGUUCAAGUUCUGCGGUGAACCUCUGAAAACGUUAUGUCAACCGGGACCAUGUGGUGUAAAUGCAGACUGUUAUGUAACUGGAAGCAAUGAACAGUGCUAUUGUAAAAAUGGAUUCUCGGGAAAUCCAUAUAACGGUUGUAGUCUUAUACCAACGAGCCCAUGUGAACCAAACCCAUGUGGAAAAUAUGCUUACUGUAAAAUUUCAGCAGAAGGACAACCAUUGUGUUUCUGUCCUGAUGGAAUGGGCGGAGACCCACUUACAGGAUGCAAAGGUCCUGAAUGUACUACUAACGAUGAGUGCCCAUGGGAUAAAUCGUGUUUGGGUUACAAAUGUAAUGACCCAUGCCCAGGAUCUUGCGGAAUAGGUGCUACUUGUCGAGUAGAAAAACAUCGUCCUGUUUGUACUUGCAAUCAUGGAUUAACUGGAAAUCCAUUCUUCCGUUGUUAUCAAAUAAAUUUAGAACCAGUUCCAACGGGCAAUCCAUGUUUACCUAAUCCAUGCGGUAUCAACACAGAAUGCAAAAUUCAAAACCGUAAACCAGUUUGUUCUUGUUUACCCAAUUUUGUAGGAGAUCCAAAGACUGGAUGUCAACCCGAAUGUGUUUUAAACACCGACUGUAAGAAUCACCAAGCUUGUAUUGACUAUAGAUGUCGAGAUCCGUGUGCUUUUGGAAACAUUUGUGGUCUUGGAGCUGUAUGUCAAUGCAAAGAUCAUACACCGCUUUGUUCAUGUAGAGAAGGAUUUGUUGGAGAUCCAUUCUUGCAAUGUCUACCAAAACCUGAUGACGAGCCUUACAAAAAUAUGACUCUACCUUGCGCUCCUUCACCUUGCGAUCCAUAUUCAUCUUGUAACGUUUAUGGUGGUCAAAUAGCUAUGUGCGAUCCCUGCUCUUCAACUGAACAACAGUGGAAUCCUCAAUGCCAUCCUCAAUGUUUGUAUAACUCGGAUUGUCCAUUCAAUUUAGCUUGUGUGGGACAAAAAUGUAUUGAUCCUUGCCCUGGAUCAUGUGGCAUUCAAGCUGAAUGUAUGGUUGUAUACCAUAAUCCAGUAUGCACAUGCAAAUCAGGAUUGAUAGGAAAUCCGUAUGAACAUUGUUCUACUCCAAAACAAAAUGAUAUUGCUAAGCCUAUAUCAUGUGAUCGAGUACAAUGUGGAGCUAAUGCCAUGUGCAAAAAAUCCAAUGGAAUGACUAUAUGUGUCUGCCGCCAACAAUAUUACGGAAAUCCAUACUUAUCUUGCAGACCCGAAUGUGUUAUCAAUACUGACUGUGGCCAGACAUUAGCUUGCAUUAACAACAAAUGUGUUAAUCCUUGUUUGGGAGUAUGUGGCGUUAACGCUCAAUGUCAAGUAGUUAAUCAUUUUCCUGUUUGUUUCUGCCAACAAGAUUAUUCAGGAGAUCCUUUCGUUAGCUGUUAUCAAGCCGCUAGACCAAAUUAUCCACCAAUCAUGGGUCCAGCAGAUAAUGCUUGUGAUCCCUCUCCAUGUGGUUCUAAUAGCCGAUGUCAUAUUUCUGAACAAGGAUUUGCAACGUGCUCAUGCUUACCGGGAUAUCGUGGCUCUCCACCGGUAUGCAAACCCGAAUGUGUAGUGAGCGCCGAAUGUCCUCAAACACAAGCUUGCUUAAAUCAAAAAUGUGUUGAUCCGUGCCCUGGCACAUGUGGUGUAGGAGCUAAUUGUUAUUCUAUCUGCCAUAAUCCAAUCUGUAGUUGUCCACCUGGACAUGUAGGUGAUCCGUUUGUCAGCUGCUAUUUACCACUUGCCGAAGAAACUCCAAAAGUACCUGGAAACCCAUGUGAACCUACUCCGUGUGGUUCAAAUUCAAUUUGUGAAAUUAAAAAGGGCCAUCCAGUUUGUUCAUGUGCCCCAAAUUAUAUUGGAAGCCCUCCGUAUUGCCGUCCAGAAUGUAUAAUGAAUCAAGAGUGUCCAUAUAACAAAGCUUGUAUACAGGAAAAAUGUCAAAAUCCAUGCACAAAAUCAUGUGGUAUAAAUGCUAAAUGUGAUGUAGUUAAUCACACUCCUUUCUGUACUUGCGAACCAGGUUAUGAAGGAGAUGCAUUUAUUAGCUGUAGUAGAAUUCCUCCAACUGCGUUGCCAGAAAUUCCCAGGGAUCCAUGUAAUCCUUCACCUUGUGGCGAAAACACUCAAUGUUUCAGUGAAAAUAAUGAAGUUGCAAAAUGUGUGUGCAUACCACCUUACAUUGGUAAUCCAUACUCUGGCGGCUGUAGACCAGAAUGUUUGAUGAACAGUGAUUGUUUGUCAAACUUGGCGUGUUUGGCUAGCCAUUGUCGUGAUCCAUGCCCAGGAGUAUGUGGACUGAAUGCUCAAUGUAAUGUCGUUAGUCAUGUACCAGUUUGUACCUGUCUUCCUGGUUAUAUCGGAGAUCCAUUCCAGUCUUGUAGAAUAGAACCAAUCAAACCACCAACUCCUCAAAAUGCUUGUGAACCUUCACCUUGUGGUCCAAACAGUCAAUGUCGAACACAAGGGUAUAAUGCUGUUUGUUCAUGUAUACAAGGGUUCAUAGGGACUCCUCCUGCAUGUCGCCCUGAAUGCGUCGUUAGUGCUGAAUGCCCAGUAGACAAAGCUUGUAUAUCACAAAAAUGCUCAGACCCUUGUCCAGGAACAUGUGGUUUGCAUGCUCGUUGUAAUGUUAUAAAUCACAAUCCCAUUUGCUCUUGUCCACCAAAAUUUGUUGGCGAUCCAUUUGUGAGAUGUAUUCAAGAAGAACCAAAAACUCCUCCGACCGUCUAUCAAAAUCCUUGUUUCCCGUCACCUUGUGGAGCAAAUUCAGAAUGUAGAGAACACGACAGUAGACCCGUUUGUUCAUGUUUACCGGGAAUGCUUGGAGCACCACCAAACUGUAGACCAGAAUGUUUAAUUCAUGCUGACUGUCCUACUAGAUUAGCAUGUCUACAAAGUAAAUGUCGAGAUCCUUGUACAGGCUCUUGUGGUUUCAACGCUAGAUGCACCGUUAUAAAUCAUCAACCAGUAUGUUCAUGUGAGCCUGGCUACCAAGGAGAUCCAUUUAAUGGAUGUAAUGCAGUUGCAGCAAAACCAAAAGGGAAGCCUCGCCUAUCUUGUGAUGGUUCAAUUUGCGGUCCUAACGCGAUAUGUAAGGGCAAUAUUAACAACGGAACUUGUGUUUGUAAACGUAACUACAUAGGAGAUCCAUUAAUGGGAUGUCGCCCUCGUUGUACACUAAGCGCAGAUUGUCCGAUAUCAUUUGCUUGUGUUAACUCUGAAUGCAUUGAUCCAUGCAAAAACGCCUGUGGCGUGCGCGCUCAUUGCCAAGUAGUCAACCAUAGCCCAAUUUGCUUUUGUCCUAAUGGCAUGACCGGCAAUCCACUAACAAUAUGUAUCAAAAUAUCAAAUUCUCCUAAACUACCCCCCAAAUCAAAAACACAUUGUUUGCCAAAUGCUUGUGGCCCGUUCAGCAACUGCACAGUUCUCAAAAACCAUGUUGUGUGUCUAUGCCAAUUUGGUUAUUCUGGAACACCACCUAACUGCAAACCAGAUUGUGUUAUGAGUUCAGAAUGUGCACCAAAUAAAGCAUGCAUUAAUCAACGGUGCACAGACCCUUGUUUGAAUUUAUGUGCACCCAAUUCCCUAUGCAGGGUAAUUAAUCAUAAAGCAAUUUGUGUUUGUAAACCGGGUUUUACCGGUGACCCUAUGAAACGGUGUCUUUUAACACAAAAGUGCCCAGAUGAUAAUACUAAUCCGUGUGAUAAUAACUCAUGUGGACCUAAUUCGGUUUGCCGCUCUUAUGACAAACAACCUGUAUGUUCUUGUCAAAGCGGCUACAUCGGCUUACCACCAAACUGUCGACCAGAAUGUACUUUGAAUGCCGAUUGUAUCGGAUCUAAGGUGUGUGUUGAUAACCAUUGUACUAACCCAUGCCCUGGUAGUUGUGCGGCUCAAGCACUAUGCAGUGUGGUAAAUCAUGUACCGAUAUGCAUGUGCCCUGAAGGAUAUACUGGAGAUCCUUUUAAAAUAUGCUCAUUAUCACGUAAGACUUAAUUCUGCUUUUUAAUCAUGUAAGAUAAUUAAAUAGUAUAAUUUAGUAAAACAUAAUUUAUUCGGACUUAUCAAUGUUAACAUUAUUAACUGUCAUUUGUAACAUAAUUUUAUAAUCUGGUGUUUAUAAAAGUAAGUGCAUGCAUAUUUUAUAUCUUGGCUUUGCUAAGGGAAUGGAUAGAGCUUUUAUGAAUUUAUUUGUGUAUAUUUUAUUAGAAUGUAGA
This is a messenger RNA of Sipha flava (yellow sugarcane aphid), 21529 nucleotides long. RefSeq lists its product as uncharacterized. The transcript has 65 exons. The record is from RefSeq and is a predicted model, not a curated record. Bases 303 to 21308 code for a protein of 7001 amino acids. Gene Ontology annotation, molecular function: calcium ion binding. Lineage: Eukaryota; Metazoa; Arthropoda; Insecta; Hemiptera; Aphididae.